Trichophyton rubrum CBS 118892 is the source of this 285-nucleotide messenger RNA. RefSeq lists its product as uncharacterized. Bases 1 to 285 code for a protein of 94 amino acids. The record is from RefSeq and is a predicted model, not a curated record. Gene Ontology annotation, biological process: regulation of cyclin-dependent protein serine/threonine kinase activity. Gene Ontology annotation, cellular component: cyclin-dependent protein kinase holoenzyme complex; nucleus. The transcript has a single exon. Gene Ontology annotation, molecular function: protein kinase binding; cyclin-dependent protein serine/threonine kinase regulator activity. Lineage: Eukaryota; Fungi; Ascomycota; Eurotiomycetes; Onygenales; Arthrodermataceae.
AUGCAGGUUGGAGGCCUUCCUUUGAUAGAGCUAAACCACCUGGAGCUGCAAUUCCUGCUGCUCAACGACUUUCGUCUGGCCGUCCCCGUCGAGGAGCUCGAGGCCUACGGCACCAUGCUCGUCCAGUUCUAUGCCAGGGAACUCGUUGCGCAACAGCAGCAACAACAACAACAACAACAACAGGGAACACCUCAGCCCGGUUCCAACGCCACGGCCACAAGCGCCAUGCAACACCAGGGCGAUCCUCCGGCCCAGAACGACAGAUUCACACCAACACAUACAUAA